GUAUAUAAGAACCCCUUACGUAACAUUUGCCCUAGCUACACCGUCAAAUAGAAGCAACGCGACAUAUAGAGCGCUGUGUUUGUGUGCAUGAUGUUUCAACUCCGAGAAGGGAUGGUUUCAGACAAAGCAGCAAGUGGAUUCCUAGGCAAGAGAUCGAUCGAUCGAGGGUACACCAUGGAUCCUGAUGAAUCUUCUAGAAAAAGAAAACGCCGAGAUGAAUCCGAUCUUCGCGAUAAUCAUCAGGAACUUCACUUGUCGAGCGAUGUUCAGCUCUUGGAACGAUUCAAAUGGCAUAAACCCACUUCUUCUUUCUUUGAUCCCAAGAGAAGAACAAGCGAAGAGGACUCUCGGAAGAAUACUCUCAAUCCAGAAUAUUAUUACAACAACCGCAUGAGUCUUGAUCUCGAACUCAACUUAUCACCCUCUCUCGUCGAUCUGAAUCAUCACCAUCACAAUCACACAAACGAUAAUGACAACAAGGAUUAUGUUAAUGAUCACGAUCAUGAUGAUGAUCAUCACCAUCAGAACAAGAAGAAAGCGACAAAGGGUUCGGAGCUAGGGGCCUCAAGGAGAAGCCUUUCAUGGUUAGGGCUCGAUCACGAAAACUGCAACAGAGGAGGAGGAGAAGGGGGAGGAUUUUCCGGCGGCGAGGAGGAGGAGGCGGAGGAGAUGAUGGCUAGGGUUUGCAUGAAGUGUCACAUGCUAGUGAUGCUGUGCAAGGCCUCGCCGUCUUGCCCUAACUGCAAGUUCAUGCAUUCUCCUCAACAAAGCUCCCACUCUAAUUCCCUCUUCUUCUCUCCUAAGCCUCCUCUACUAAGCUUAAUUGAUUACUUUGGCUAAUUACUCCUCGUCAUUAUCACUCAAUGUGUAAUACUAAUUAAUUACUCGGUAAUCAAACGUGUGUGAUCGAUUAAAUAUUAGUAUAUAUAUAAUAUAUUGACCGUUCAACGCU
Tarenaya hassleriana is the source of this 952-nucleotide messenger RNA. RefSeq lists its product as uncharacterized. The transcript is spliced from 2 exons. The coding region runs from base 88 to 840 and encodes 250 amino acids. Lineage: Eukaryota; Viridiplantae; Streptophyta; Magnoliopsida; Brassicales; Cleomaceae. The record is from RefSeq and is a predicted model, not a curated record.